This is a messenger RNA of Topomyia yanbarensis, 4210 nucleotides long. RefSeq names its product transmembrane protein 184C. The coding region runs from base 378 to 2099 and encodes 573 amino acids. Gene Ontology annotation, biological process: transport. Lineage: Eukaryota; Metazoa; Arthropoda; Insecta; Diptera; Culicidae. The record is from RefSeq and is a predicted model, not a curated record. Gene Ontology annotation, molecular function: transporter activity. The transcript has 5 exons.
CGAGAGAAAAGCUGCGAAACCAAAACAUUUUGACUGGUUGUGCAUACAAGUCAUCCCAACUCCCCCAAUCGUCAGCAGUUUAGUUUUUGUUACGUCGCAAACAAAACGAGAAUUGCGUUAUUUUUCCGGAAGAAAAACGCUGCGAGUUGUAUACAUACUGUAUUUUCGAAUUUAGCUGAAUAUUCGUGAAAAAGUGAAUGAUUUUUUCAUGUGUUUGGUGUCCGAAAUCGUGAAGUGAUUCAUUGCAGAAUGAAAGUCGAUAGAAAUUAAUAAAAAUGAUAUUGUGAAAGCGAAGGUGCUAGCAAUAAUGGUGAAUACUUAACCCAGAAACCCUUUGUCCCGUUUGGAGUGUGUUUAGUCCAUUGCAGCGAAAAAUUAUGUGCAUUCCCAAGCUGCACGGGUUCUGCUCCCAGUGGCGAAGCUGGUUCCGACCGCUGCUGUUUGUGAUAUACGCGCUAUUCGUCCUAAUCGUACUACCGUUGCUGAUCGUCAACUCGGUCAAGGAUGGCUUCAGCCGCAAGGAUCAGCUUAUUCUCAUUGGUGGCCUGUUUGUGUUGGCAGCCAUUCCCAUCUCGAUCAGGCAAAUUACACAACAUAUUGUGCAUUUAACUCAGCCAGUCUUGCAGAAACACAUUAUCAGGAUCUUGUGGAUGGUGCCUAUCUACGCUUUGAAUGCGUGGCUCUGCCUGAUCUUCCCACAGCACGCCAUUUACAUGGACAGUAUUCGGGAGUGUUACGAAGCGUACGUAAUAUACAACUUUAUGAAGUACCUGCUCAACUAUCUCAACCUCGAGAUGGACCUAGAGCGAACGCUGGAAUACAAACCGCCCGUGAAGCACAUUUUUCCCCUAUGCUGUUUGGCACCGUGGCCUCCGGGAAGGGAAUUUGUACAUAACUGCAAACAUGGCAUCCUGCAGUACACGGUGGUACGACCGAUAACCACCUUCGUGGCUUACAUUUGUGAAGUGAAUGGUGUCUACGGGGAAGGACUCUUCGAAACGGAUGUGGCAUUUUUGUACAUAGUUGUCAUCAAUAAUUGUUCCCAAUUUAUUGCCAUGUACUGCCUGGUGCUGUUCUAUAAGGCCAACAAGCAUGAGUUAAGACAGAUGCAGCCCUUUCGUAAAUUUCUGUGUAUUAAGACAGUGAUCUUUUUCUCAUUUUUCCAAGGGGUAACCAUCUACUUACUAGUGUAUUAUGGUGUCAUCAAAGACGUUUUCGGUUCGGAAAGCAACGACGAUCCUAAGUUGCUAUCCUCGAAACUGCAGAAUUUUCUCAUUUGUAUCGAAAUGUUCUUUGCCGCUCUGGCUCAUCACUACAGUUUCUCGCAUAAACCUUACGAACGGAAUAUUCCGUUGAAUAUCAUGAAUAGCAGCAUCAAUGGAAACAACAGUGGAUCGUGGUAUAGCGGAUUGUUGAACAUGCUGGACAUUUCCGACGUGCACCAAGACGUCAGUGAACAUUUGGGUGUGGUGGGCAGUUCACUGAGCAGGCGGUUACGGGGCAGAACAACUUAUCAAACGCCACGUGGUGGCAGCGGAAUGUGUGAUAUCGUUGGUAGUUCAGAGCGGGAGUACUUGGUACAACCGGCGGGUGGUUCGGGUAGUUUAAGUACAGGUCACUGCUAUCAAAGUGGAAUGAGCCAUUCAAGCAAUCAGAUGUAUUCCAAUCUUCCCAAAUCGGCGCAACAUCGCUAUGGCACACUGGACAGUGGGAUUAGCAUUGUAAAACCGAAGAUCGAUAAACUAGUGGAAACACCCAACGAAGGGGCUCCCAAAACGGCGAGCAUUUUCGGUCAGCUUAAAAACACUAAAAACUUGAAUCUUAUGCUGGCUAGAACACCCAGUUUGGACAAUCUGAACUCGAUCAAGAGUGAAGUGACUACCUCGAGUAGUUCCAAUCAGAAAGCGUUGGCCACCACUGCCAGUGGCCGAACGUCGGCCAACACAACGAACAAUACGACAUCCACUUCGGAUUCCAAUCUGAGAAAGUCGGAGAGCAAUAAUAGCGACUGGUUAAGCACACCGGACGACGAACUGGGAAUCGAUGUGAAAGGACUAGGUAACGAUCGGAUAAACUAUCAUCCGGAGCGGAGGGCGUAAGUAGAUCUAAUUAGUUACUAUUUAUAAUGGCAAAUCUUAUACAUAUAUACAAAUAUUGCGAUCAAGUUACUCAUUUUUGCGGUUUGGUACACGUUUCCAACAAAUGCCAAAUAGGAAUGAACUUUUGUUCUCGAGUCUUUGUUGGGCCCAUAUUAUUGGCUCGAAUCAAAACUCGUCGAAAUGUCAAUUGACGAUAGGUUCAUCCGGAGUGUUCAUUUGUGUUUACAUUUUGCUAGCGUUGCCAAUUUUAUUUUGUGUCCAGCACCCAAUGUGGCUACGCCACAUCGCUUUUGCGCGUGCUGUCCGACUUCGCUACCGCUCAGUCGGACUUAAACUAGGGAUAGCCCCUAUGUUUGAGUAAGCCGGGCAAACGAGUGGAUCACAGGUUCGCUUGCUUCCGACGGCGGGUCGGUGGCCACCUCGCCCUCUAGGCCUCGGUUAUGCGGCUAAGCCGCAUCGAAAUGGUACCCCUUAAACAUUCUAACUUGAAUCGGUUGUGUCACCGGAGCCGGAAUACGAAUUAGAACCAGCCAGCAUUCCGGCUGUGUUAAACUGGGAAGUUUAGUACAAUUUGAUCUGGAAAUAAAAUUUUUCUGGCAACGCUCCAGCACUCCGUUGAUUUCACCACCUGGGCGCCAGGUUGACGAUAUGAAAUGAACUUUGUUUACUUUCGACAAGUUUUGAUUCGAGCCAACAACAUCCAGCCGUCUUUGUUUAGUCAAUAACUAUUACACGUUUAUUUUUAAAUAUCAAUAGGUCGAUUAUUUAAGAUUCUGCUGCUGUAAAUAUACAUACAAAAAUUACAAGUUUUCCAAAAUUUAUAUCCAGAAGAGUGCACAUUCGGUGCUGGCGAAAAAAAAUAUAACCGUAGAUAUUUUUGAACUGCGCAAUUGAAUGUAAAUAUAUAGCGUUUCCUUUCCGAUCAGUACAAUGUUUAGAUUUUUUGCUAGCCCGCAAACAAACUUAUUCCAAUGAAACUGCCACUAUCAAAAUAACCUAAGCUUGUUUCGAAGAGAUUGAAGAUUUUAGGCUUUACCCCAAAAUCUGAGUUAUAAUAAAUAAUUCAAUACGAUCAGCAGUAUAACAAACAGUGUUGUCAGAUAUGCGUUGACAUUGUUGCUACCGUAUGGGUUAGGGUUGGGCAAAAAAGUGCUCGCCUGAAAAAUAAUUCAGAUUCUAAUCAUUUUGCUGAGAAAAAAUCUCAGGUUUUAUUUAAUUAUCACAAUUUGGAAACCUGAAAGAAAAUUUCUAAAAUUUAAUUUUAGCUCAAACCGGUCGUUUCAUCUGAGCCGGAAUUUUUACAAAAUCGCUUGUUUCACUUGAAUCAAAAUUCCGUCGAAAAAUGGCCGGUCAACCUCAGUAAACCUAGCCGGAAUUCAGGGGUAUAAUAAGAUAAAUCUUGGUAAACCGCCUUGAAGCUAGUUUCCAUGGCAUAAGUCGAAAACACAGUUUUUUCACUCAACAAUGGGUUAAAUAAACCCAAUUUUAAGUACACCUCGAACAACUCAUCAGUACCUUCUUGAACGGAAGAUCUCGAUUGAAUCGAAUCUCUCGUCACGUUUCGGAUUACAUUAAUUAAGGCGAAUGAACACCCAAAGUAUCCAAAUUUAGAUUAAAUUUAUGUUGAUUGAUUAUUCCAUGUCUGUAAAGUGUCACUAAUUGGAAAGGAAACCCAUGUAAAAGAGCUUGCGAACAAAUCACUAAAUAUGAUACACACUCGCGUACUGCUUUAGCGUAUAGGUAACAACAGAAACAUUAUAGUGAAUCUAGCCGUAAGUCUACCCAAGUCGAUAUUAAAACUGGAUGAAACUUUUUUAGUAUUGUUAUUCUUUGUGAUUUUUUUGAAAUUAUAAUUUUACUUAGUUAAUCGUACUGUAAAAAAUAGAAACAAUAGUUGAAACACGUCACGCUUUUAGAGAAAGGUGUGUUUAAAGGACAGAUGACCGCGUAUCGAUAGACACAUUUAUUGUUUUAGAUGGCAGAAUAAAGUUAAUUUGUGACGGUUUUUAUGCGAUAUAGUUAAAAAAUGACUUAAGUGGUCGCAUUUUCUGAGUUAACACAUAUAUUUAUCACGCGAAUGAUUGCUUGGAAUAUAUAAAGGAUAAUUUGAA